Microthlaspi erraticum is the source of this 1275-nucleotide messenger RNA. Lineage: Eukaryota; Viridiplantae; Streptophyta; Magnoliopsida; Brassicales; Brassicaceae. The record is from the annotation of a GenBank genome assembly.
AUGUUUCUCCGCCGCUACUUCCUGAGAAGCACUUGCUCUCACUCUCUCCCUUCUCCUUGUUGCUUCUCCACCUCCACCUCGGGCCCACCUCUGCCGCGGCGAGAAUACAUGCCCAAUUCCGACUGCCGAGCCAUCCCUCUACGCGACAGAGUUGCUUACCUGAUCCGCUUGUCAGACCUGGACACGGCGGCCAAGCACGCGCGCCUUGCUCCCUUUGCGAAGCAUGAUGGUAACCGGAAUGGUCUGCGGCUCCGGAACCGGAACCGGGCCGAUGAUGGUGAGUGCGCCGUGGAUUGGGUCUGUGGCGCAGUCAUCGUCGCCAUGUGCAAAGCCAGGAGGUAUAGAGACGCCCUUGAUUUGAUCCGUUAUUUCUUCAAGGAGCACAAGAUGGUACCGCCACAGGGUUCCUUCUGUCACCUACUCAAAGGAGUCUUGGACGACUCUUCAAAUGCUGCAUUGACCCUCCACUGGGUGAAACGCUUGGCCCAAGCCGGAUGCUUCGAGAAUGCAAGUGCUAUGGCGCCUUUCGCUAUGCGCCUGGAGGUGUCCCACAUUCUCAUUCGAGGACUUUUGGAUCGCGGGGAUCUCGAAGAGGCUCGCAAACUCUUUGCCGAAAUCAAGCUCUCUGCCGACAUGAAUAGUUCAAUCAGGUACGGCACUGGCCACAACCGUCUCGCCCUUGCAGGUGCAACAUUCAUGGAGUAUUGGUUCAAGCAAGGUAAGGAGGAGGAAGCUAUGGAGUGGUACAGUAACUUAUCAGCUACGGAGCUGCAAGAUAUUCAGACACCUGGUGCCAUAGCACUCGUGGAAGUUCUUUUAAAGUAUGACAAGAAAACCCAAGCUUGGGCACUGUUCCACGCUCUUUCAGAUUCUAGUUCUGACACACCACAUUAUCAUCAUGUGGAUAAAAGUAAACUUAACACAAUAAUGGUGAAUGAGUGUUUCAAGAUGGGCCGGCUUCACACGGCCAUCCUGACGUUCAAGACUCCCUUUAGCCAUCCAUAUCCAGAAGCUAGUGGUUACGGAAACAUUAUCACUAGGUUUUGCGAGCUAGGGUGGUUGUCCGAAGCAGAGUAUUUCCUUGAAGAAAUGCGGAUGAAUCGCAUAAACGCUGACCUUUCCACAUACAAAGCCCUCAUGGAUGCAUAUGUAAAGGCAGGGAGAGUCGACGAUGUUCACCGAAUAUCAAACCACAUGGUCGACGCAUUUCUCAACCAAGUUGCUAAGCACUCUCGCCUCUCCUUUCCUGUUUACUAUCGAUCACUUUUAUUUUGA